AUGCGGUUAAAGCCCAGAACGUGGGUAGCCUUGCCGCUGCUCUUAGACCUGAGUUCCAUCGUGCAAGGGACGCGGACGACUAACCGGGUCGCCGAUGCGCUUCGACGAUAUGCAGGCAACAGCAUCGCGAACAGCAGCCAUGUGUACCCUACGGACUUCGAGGGGGUCACCUGGGAUGACGAAAAUUGGAUCCUGUCAACGACGAAACUGGACCAAGGCAAGUUCCAGACCAGAGGCUCUAUGGCCAAUGGCUACAUCGGCAUAAGCGUCGCGAGUGUCGGCCCAUUCUUCGAAGUUGAUACGCCCCAGGACGGUGAUGACGCCAUCAGCGGUUGGCCGUUAUUCUCUCGCCGACAGUCAUUUGCAACGAUCAGCGGAUUCUACGAUGCCCAGGAAACCACGAACUCAACCAAUUAUCCGUGGCUGGGGCAAUACGGAUGGGACAGUGUCAUUAGCGGUGUGCCUCAUUGGAGUGGCUUGGUUUUGGAUCUGGGGAAUGGCACCUACCUGGACGCGACCGUCGACAACAAGACCAUUUCCCGUUUCCGCUCCACGUACGAUUUCAAAGCCGGGGUUCUCUCGUGGUCUUAUACAUGGACACCCAAGGGCGACAGGGGGUCUUUCCAAAUCACCUACCGUCUGUUCACCAACAAGCUGUAUAUCAAUCAGGCUGUGGUGGAUUUGGUAGUUGUCCCAAGCAAAGACUCGCAAGCAACGGUAGUCAAUGUUCUGGAUGGCGCAUCCGCUGUGCGUACCGACUAUGUAGAGUCCGACGAGGACGACCUGGCCAUUUACUCAGCAGUGCGACCGAACGGAAUCGCCAAUGUGACAGCCUAUGUCUACAGCAACCUGACUGGAAGCGCUGCAGUCGAUCUCUCCUCCCGGAAGCUUGUCACUGAUAAGCCUUACCUGAGUUCGGCAGACUCCUCGAUUGGUCAGUCGGUGGACAUCAAGCUCAAAGCAGGCCAGCCCGCUCGCGUCACCAAGUACGUUGGAGCAGCUUCGUCAGACGCUUUCGACAACCCGCAGCAAGUGGCCAAGGACGCCGCAGCGACUGGGCUGAAGAACGGAUUCAGCAAGUCUCUUCGUGCUCAUGUUUCAGAGUGGGCGAGUGUUAUGCCUGACAACUCGGUUGAUAGCUAUGCACUCCCAGGAAACGGUAGUUUGCCUGCCGAUAGCAUCAUCGUCGAUUCAGCGAUCAUUGCUGUUGCGAACACGUAUUACCUGCUGCAAAACACGGUCGGCAAGAACGCGAUCAAGGCAUCAUCAUCAGACCAUUUGAAUGAGAACAGCAUUGCUGUUGGUGGUUUGGUAUCGGACUCUUACGCCGGCCAAAUCUUCUGGGAUGCUGAUCUUUGGAUGCAACCUGGGCUUACGACUUCCCACCCUGAAGCUGCCCAGAGUAUCACAAAUUACCGAGUCAAGAUGUUUGACCAAGCGAAGGAGAAUAUCAAGACCUCUUAUGCUGGGUCUCAAAACAAGACUAAUUUCUCUCCUGCGGCGGCUAUCUUCCCUUGGACCAGUGGUCGGUUUGGAAACUGUACUGCAACGGGACCCUGCUGGGACUAUGAAUACCAUUUGAACGGUGAUAUUGGCCUCGCAAUGAUCAACCAGUGGGUUACGAGCGGUGACACCAAGGCUUUCAAGAAUGAUCUAUUUCCCAUCUUCGACUCGGCCGCGACGCUUUAUGCGGAUCUUCUGAAGCCCAAUGGGUCUUCAUGGACUCUGACAAACUUGACAGACCCGGAUGAAUAUGCCAACCACGUCGAUGCAGGUGGCUACACCAUGCCUCUUAUCGCUGAGACUUUGCGACGCGCCAACGAUUUCCCUAAUGUGCUCGUUCUGCGUGAGAAUGGAGUGACUCUGGAGUUUACGACUAUGAACGGCAGUGCUGUGGUCAAGCAGGCAGAUGUGGUUUUGGACACAUUCCCCUUGGACUACACGGCCAACUACACCACCCAGAACUCUUUGAACGAUCUUGAUUAUUACGCAAACAAGCAGUCGGCGGAUGGACCUGCUAUGACUUGGGCUAUCUUCUCUAUCGUUGCAAAUGCCAUGUCACCGUCUGGAUGCUCUGCAUAUACAUAUGGACAAUACGCUUACAAGCCCUACACUAGAGCUCCAUUCUUCCAAAUGUCUGAGCAGCUCAUUGAUAACUCGACCACCAACGGCGGAACCAACCCAGCUUUCCCCUUCCUGACUGGCCAUGGUGGAUCCAACCAGGUCGUCUUGUUCGGCUACCUCGGACUCCGGCUUCUUCCCGAUGACUUCUUGCACGUCGACCCUGAUUUGCCAUUGCAAAUCCCCUAUCUGAAGUAUCGAACAUUCUACUGGCGAGGAUGGCCGAUCUCAGCCUGGUCAAACUACACUCAUACGACAAUGAGUCGGGCAGCGGACACACCUCCUCUGGAUACAGCCGACCAGCGCUUCGCAAACAAGAGCAUCACCGUCCGUGCGGGCCCAACAACCAAAGCCAGGACUUACCACCUCCCGACCAACGGAUCGGUUGUGAUUCCCAAUCGCCAGAUAUCUGCCAAAAGGACAGUGGCCGGGAACCUUGUGCAAUGUCAAACCGUGGCGUCACUCGACUCAUACGAGCCAGGUCAAUUCCCUAUUGCUGCCGUCGAUGGUGCGGCUUCCACCAAAUGGCAGCCUUCGCUGGCAUCUAACUGGAGCUCUAUCACUGUGUCACUUGGUGACGAAGUGGGAACGCCUGUGUCCGGGUUCUAUUUCGACUGGGCUCAAGCUCCGCCCGUCAAUGCAACCAUAAUUUUUCACAACCAAACUCUCACCGAUGCCACCAUCGGCUCGCCCUUGUCCAGCGAUGAGGCAGGCUACACGGUGGUGAGCUCAUUGCGGGAUAUCAAGAUCUCGAACCCUUACGACGAGGCAACCACCGAUCUCGAUGCGAUUGCCAUCCCGGUUGGGAACACAACAGACGUCACCCUCGACAACCCUGUCCCCGCAGCGCGGUAUGCUUCGCUCUUUAUCGUGGGCAACCAAGCUCUGGGCGAUAUUGACGUCAAGUAUAAAAACGGAACUGGAGCCACCGUGGCUGAAUGGGCUAUUAUCAGCUCAACCAACCAGUCAUCCACCGUCCAUGCCCAGAGAAAGCUUGGCGUUCGUGCUGCACCUGCGGACUCAUAUUCUAAUUCGUUCAUGCGCCGUCGCGCGUUUCUUCGGGAUUAA
Penicillium chermesinum is the source of this 3189-nucleotide messenger RNA. It is a transcript of the gene treA, whose product is annotated as alpha,alpha-trehalase treA. Gene Ontology annotation, biological process: trehalose catabolic process. The transcript is spliced from 5 exons. Bases 1 to 3189 code for a protein of 1062 amino acids. Gene Ontology annotation, molecular function: carbohydrate binding; alpha,alpha-trehalase activity. Lineage: Eukaryota; Fungi; Ascomycota; Eurotiomycetes; Eurotiales; Aspergillaceae. Gene Ontology annotation, cellular component: fungal-type cell wall. The record is from RefSeq and is a predicted model, not a curated record.